CACCUCAUGUUAAUUGUUGGGAGAUAAUUAAAUCAGACAAUUCGAUUGUCAUUAAAUCAAUUCUGUGCUUACGUGACUUUUACUGGGGAAUAGAAGACAAACUAAGAGUGAGACCCUCUCUCUCUCUUUUUCUCUCUCUUUUCUCUUUUCUAUUCAAGUUUAAUUUUCCAUUUUUCUGUUGAGUUUAUUUUCUCAUCUCCAACUAAUAACAUUCUAAUUUCCACCAAGUUAAUUUCUUUUUAAUUUAAUUACAAUUACCUUUGAUUGUUAAUUGUUCGCCUUUUCAUUUAAUUAGUUAAUUAAUUGAAACAAGAAACAAAUUGUUUUCUUUUUAAAUUUGUGUUUAUCUUAUUAGUGUUUCCAUCUUGAAGUAAAAACAAUGACUCGUAAAGGACAAUCUUUCAAUAAUCUACUGGCCACUUUGGAGAUCGCUGGUCAAACUUACCAAUACUACGAUUUGACUAAAUUAGACCAAGAGAAAUACAGAAAACUUCCCUUUUCCAUUAGAAUUCUUCUUGAAUCUGCAAUUCGAUCUUGUGAUGGAUUCCAGGUUAAAGAGAAAGACGUUGACAUUAUCCUUAAUUGGGAAAUUAAUCAAUCGGAAAGUAUCGAGAUUCCUUUUAAUCCCUCAAGGGUAAUUCUUCAAGAUUUAACCGGUGUACCCGCUGUUGUUGAUUUCGCUGCAAUGAGAGAUGCCUUUCAACGUCUCGGUGGUAAUCCAGAGAAAGUUAAUCCUCUCUGUCCAACUGAUUUGGUCAUCGAUCACUCGGUCCAAGUUGAUUAUUCUAGAACUAUUUUAAACAUGAUGAGAUUUGGAACCGGGAAAUUUAAUGGCAAAGACUCAACCCAAACUCCAGAACUUUGUGAUGAUUGUCAGAAAACUGGUAAAUGCAUGUUGGCAGGAAAUUAUAUCAACAACAGUUCAAUUCCGGUUCGAUCGACAUCCAAUGGAAAAUCAACCAAUCCAAUAAUUAACGAUAUCGAAAGUUGGAUACCCCAUAGUUUCGACAAACUUCGUCAAGACUCUUGUCCCUUUCACCGACAACAAACCUUAGGAGCUGAUUCUCUUCAUCGUAAUCAAGAUAUUGAAUUCCAACGGAACCGGGAACGAUUCCAGUUUCUUAAAUGGGGAUCUAAGGCCUUACAUAACAUGACCACUGUGCCCCCAGGCUCUGGUAUCUGUCAUCAAGUUAACCUUGAAUAUCUUGCCAGGGUUGUUUUCAAUUCUGAGGGAUUACUUUUCCCUGACUCACUGGUUGGUGCAGAUUCACAUACAACUAUGAUCAACGGCCUUGGAAUUGUCGGCUGGGGUGUCGGGGGUAUUGAGGCCGAAGCGGUCAUGUUGGGUCAAUCAAUUAGCAUGGUUUUACCUCAAGUAGUUGGGUACAAAUUGGUUGGUAAAUUACCUUCACUUGCAACAUCCACUGAUUUAGUUUUAACCAUAACCAAGCAUCUUCGUCAAGUUGGGGUUGUUGGUAAAUUCGUUGAGUUUUUUGGUUCAGGAGUUGAUGAAUUGUCGAUAGCUGAUCGAGCAACAAUCGCGAAUAUGUGUCCAGAAUAUGGUGCGACCAUUGGAUUCUUUCCUGUUGACGAAAAGGCGAUCGCUUACCUGGAGCAAACAGGUAGAAGUGAAGAGCGAAUCAGAUACAUUUCCGCUUAUUUGAAGGCAGUUAAACUUUUCCGAGAUUAUCAAGAUUCAUCGGAAGAUCCAGUUUUCUCUGAAGUUUAUGAGCUUGACCUUUCAACCAUUACACCGUCAACAAGUGGUCCCAAACGACCUCAAGAUCGAGUUGCCGUUUCUGAUAUGAAGAAUGAUUUUCUUCAAUGUUUAUCAAAUAAACCAGGUUUCAAAGGUUUCGGUAUCUCAGCUGAAUCAUUGGAUGAUAAAUCAUCAUUUUUCUUUGAUGGUCAAGAGUAUGUUCUAGGCCAUGGGUCAGUGGUCAUCGCGGCUAUAACUAGUUGUACCAACACCUCUAAUCCAUCAGUUAUGUUGGGAGCCGGACUUUUGGCCAAGAAAGCGGUUGAAAAAGGUCUUACAGUUGCUCCAUACAUAAAGACUAGUAUGUCACCGGGAUCGGGAGUGGUCACUUAUUACCUUAAAGAAUCUGGAGUUGCAGUUUUCCUUGAGAAAUUAGGUUUCGAUAUUGUCGGCUAUGGAUGCAUGACCUGUAUCGGUAAUAGUGGACCUUUACCCGAUCCAGUUGUUGAGGCAAUUGACCGAAAAAAUUUGGUAGUUGCUUCUGUCCUUUCGGGUAAUCGUAACUUUGAAGGUCGUGUCCAUCCAAAUACUCGAGCCAAUUAUCUUGCCUCACCUUUACUGGUUGUCGCUUAUGCGUUAGCGGGCUCAGUUGUUAUCGAUUUUGAAACAACACCCUUAGGUAAAGAUCAAUCUGGUAACAAUGUUUAUCUACGAGAUAUUUGGCCUUCACGAGAAGAGAUUCAAAAUAUCGAGCAAAGUUAUGUUAUUCCUGCAAUGUUCAGAGAGGUUUACUCAAAGGUCACUCAAGGAAAUGACCGUUGGAACAGCUUGGAAGUCAACGAAUCAAUCUCAUACCAAUGGGAUCCCGAAUCGACUUACAUCAAAUGUCCACCAUUUUUUGAAAAUAUGACCGUUGAUUUACCUCCGGUUAAGCCCAUAAACAACUCUCGUGCUUUACUUUAUCUUGGAGAUUCGGUGACCACAGAUCACAUCAGUCCUGCCGGUUCCAUAGCUCGAAACAGUCCAACUGCUAAAUACUUAAUGGACAAAGGAGUUGAACCAAAAGAUUUUAACUCGUAUGGAUCGCGACGAGGUAACGACGCAGUUAUGGUUCGAGCGACUUUCGCAAACAUUAGACUUGUUAAUAAAUUAGUUUCCAAGCCUGGAUCUAGAACACUCCAUAUCCCAACUCGAGAAGAGUUAUCCGUUUAUGAUGCAGCCGAAAGAUACAAACAAGAGGGAACUCCGUUAAUUGUCCUCGCUGGACGCGAUUAUGGUUGUGGUUCCUCGGAUUGGGCAGCCAAAGGUCCACUUCUUCAGGGCAUAAGGGCAGUGAUCGCUGAAAGCUACGAGCGUAUCCAUCGAAGUAAUCUCAUUGGAAUGGGAAUUAUGCCCUUACAAUUUAUCGCAGGUCAAAGUGGCCCAAGUCUUGGACUCACAGGCCAUGAAACAUUUAACAUCGAAAUUCCCGAAUCAUUAGCAAUCAGACAAAAGACUAAAGUUACCGUUCAAGGUAAUGAUCAAGUUAAAGAGUUCGAUGUUCUCAUCCGAUUCGAUACUGAGGUUGAAUUGCAAUAUUAUCUUAAUGGUGGAAUUUUACAAUUUAUGUUACGACGAUUAUUGAAACAAUCGUAAUUCCAAAAUUGAGUUUAAUGAUCGUUUCGUAUAAACGAUUUUUAUAUAACAUUCAAUUACUAAAUUAACUUGGUUCUUGUUGGAAAAGGAUUUAAUCUUAUUACAAAGGAAAUCUAAUGGAGAAAAGAAAAUUAUUUCUACAUUUAUCUUGACAAUUAAGACAAAAAUGAAAAUCUAUUUACUUUUAAAAUUAA
This is a messenger RNA of Panonychus citri (citrus red mite), 3528 nucleotides long. RefSeq names its product cytoplasmic aconitate hydratase-like. Lineage: Eukaryota; Metazoa; Arthropoda; Arachnida; Trombidiformes; Tetranychidae. The record is from RefSeq and is a predicted model, not a curated record. Gene Ontology annotation, biological process: tricarboxylic acid cycle; citrate metabolic process. Gene Ontology annotation, molecular function: aconitate hydratase activity; 4 iron, 4 sulfur cluster binding. Gene Ontology annotation, cellular component: mitochondrion; cytosol.